GCCAGUGCAGCCAACGGUUUGCAAUGUUCCGACCUGCUGACGUAAAAUACCACCCUCCAUUACAUUAAGUGUGGUUUGAUCACAUUAGAAGUAUGGAAACCUUUCAGGAAUCCUAUGGCAGAGAUCAUGCUUUGUUAUCUUUUGGGCAUCUGCUUCGUAUUGGAGACGAACAGCACCAUUGAAGACAGCACAUACCUUUGAGAAUCGGUUUCUUUGUAGGGUCAAAGUGGUGCGUGCACCUUUGGCGCUUUCUUUCUUUGUAAUGUCCCGCUUGGAGAUCAUAUCGCCCGAAGGGCUCCGCGUUGAUGGGCGUAGGCCUCUGGAGCUCCGAAGAGUAAAUUCCCGUACGGCUGUCCUUUCACAAGCCGAUGGCUCUGCAUAUAUUGAACAAGGGAACACAAAGUGCUUGGCCGCUGUUUACGGUCCCAGAGAACCAACGAAACGAGCAGCCCUACUACAUGAUCGGGCUUUGAUCAAUGUGGAGUACAGUGUUGCCAGCUUCAGCUCAGGGGAGCGAAAACAAAAGCUACGCAGAGAUAGACGCCUUAUGGAAAUUGCUUCAACCAUCAAACGCACAUUUGAGAACGUCAUCCUUACCACCACUUUCCCACGAUCGGAGAUCGAUAUCUAUCUCCAGGUCCUUCAAAUUGAUGGAGGUGCUCUUCACACUGCCAUUAACGCUGCGACUUUGGCGUUGGUGGAUGCGGGCAUCCCCAUGACGGAUUACGUAUGUGCUUGUUCCGCUGGAUAUGUGAACAAUCAAGCCAUAUUGGAUUUAAAUUAUCUAGAAGAAUCUGCGGAAAUACCAACGCUAACUGUUGCCUUGCUACCAAAGAGUGGCAAAAUAACAAUGCUCGGACUUGAAUCGCGACUACAUCUGGAUAAGCUUGAACCGGUAAUACAACUUGCGUCGGAUGGCUGUAAGCAAUUAAAAGAGAAUAUCGAUGCAACAAUACGAGAGUCCACAAAGUCUCUUGCAAAGACAAUCUUACAAUAGCCGUUGCAAAAGGGACACCAUGAAAUGGUCAUAGCGUAGGGCUUGUACAUAUGCGUGUUAUGAUAAACUACAAUAGAUAAGAAAUCGCGCCACUGUAUUAAGAGGCAGCAGC
Messenger RNA from Spizellomyces punctatus DAOM BR117, 1109 nucleotides. RefSeq lists its product as uncharacterized. NCBI's taxonomy places the organism in Eukaryota, Fungi, Chytridiomycota, Chytridiomycetes, Spizellomycetales, Spizellomycetaceae. Bases 263 to 997 code for a protein of 244 amino acids. Gene Ontology annotation, biological process: poly(A)-dependent snoRNA 3'-end processing; rRNA catabolic process; U4 snRNA 3'-end processing. The transcript has 6 exons. The record is from RefSeq and is a predicted model, not a curated record. Gene Ontology annotation, cellular component: nuclear exosome (RNase complex); cytoplasmic exosome (RNase complex); nucleolus.